Colossoma macropomum (tambaqui) is the source of this 2705-nucleotide messenger RNA. It is a transcript of the gene tph1b, whose product is annotated as tryptophan hydroxylase 1b. The transcript is spliced from 11 exons. Bases 65 to 1507 code for a protein of 480 amino acids. Gene Ontology annotation, biological process: serotonin biosynthetic process; aromatic amino acid metabolic process. Gene Ontology annotation, molecular function: tryptophan 5-monooxygenase activity; iron ion binding. Lineage: Eukaryota; Metazoa; Chordata; Actinopteri; Characiformes; Serrasalmidae. Gene Ontology annotation, cellular component: neuron projection. The record is from RefSeq and is a predicted model, not a curated record.
GGCAGAAAGAGCAGUGUGAGGGUUCAGACACCCGUAUAUAAAGAGUAGCUCGCACUGCGGGGGCAUGUUCUCCAAUAAGACUGACGGACCGCGUCGAGGACGCUCUUUUGACUCCAUCAACAAGUAUUAUGAGGAGAAGCAGCUCAACAAUGAGUUGAACAAAUCGACAUUUAACAAUGCUGAUGAGCACCAAGACAAGAUCCUGCCCUCCAAGAGAGAACAUGCAGCGAUUAUCUUUUCCCUGAAGAAUGAAGUUGGUAACCUUGUAAAAGCUUUAAAACUUUUUCAGGAAAACCAGGUCAACCUUUUGCACAUUGAGUCGCGCAAGUCCAGGAGGAGUAACUCGGAGCUGGAAGUGUUGGUGGACUGUGACAGUGAGCGAGAGACCCUGAAGGAAAUCAUCCAGUUGCUGAAAAAGCAAACUAGCGGUGUCACCAUGGACUCACCUGAAAAGCUCUGCUCUGCUGAAGAUGAUUUUUCUGAAGAACGCUGGUUCCCCAGGAAGAUUUCUGAUCUUGACAAGUGUGCUAACCGUGUUCUGAUGUACGGCUCCGCCCUGGACGCUGAUCAUCCUGGAUUCAAAGACAAUGUGUACCGGAAGAGAAGGAAAUAUUUCGCUGACCUUGCAAUGAACUAUAAGCAUGGAGACCCGAUUCCGCGUGUGGAGUUCACGGAGGAAGAAGUGAGGACGUGGGGGGUGGUGUUUAGGGAGCUGAAUAAGCUGUACCCCUCGCACGCAUGCAGGGAGUACCUGCGCAACCUGCCUCUGCUCUCCCAGCACUGCGGAUACAGAGAGGACAACAUCCCUCAGCUGGAGGACGUGUCGCGCUUCCUCAAGGAGCGAACAGGUUUUACAAUCCGUCCAGUAGCUGGAUACUUGUCUCCUCGUGAUUUCCUGGCUGGACUGGCCUUCAGAGUGUUCCACUGUACUCAGUAUGUUCGCCACAGUUCAGCCCCUCUCUACACACCUGAGCCGGACACGUGUCAUGAGCUGCUGGGUCAUGUGCCACUGCUGGCAGAGCCCAGCUUUGCUCAGUUCUCUCAGGAGUUAGGUCUGGCUUCUCUGGGGGCAUCUGAUGAUGCUGUGCAGAAACUGGCAACUUGCUACUUCUUUACAGUGGAAUUUGGCCUGUGUAAACAAGAGGGUAAACUCAGAGCAUACGGGGCUGGACUUCUCUCCUCUAUCAGCGAACUUCAGCAUGCGCUCUCUGGAAGUGCCAAAAUCCUGCCUUUUGAGCCCAAAGUCACAUGCAGGCAGGAGUGUCUGAUCACUACCUUUCAGGAGGUCUACUUCAUGUCUGAGAGCUUUGAGGAGGCCAAGAUGAGAAUGAGGGAGUUUGCUAAGACGAUCCGGCGCCCGUUUACCGUGCGCUACAACCCAUACACACAGAGCGUAUGUGUGCUGAAGGACAUGCCCAGCAUCAACAGUGUAGUGGAGGAGCUCCGACAUGAGCUGGACAUUGUGGGAGACGCACUACAUCGACUCAACAAACACCUGGGCAUCUGACACCAUCACACACUGGACUGCAGUCUGACAUUCUCAACCUAACUACUAAACGCCAUUAAAUCUUUUAGCACUGCUGUAUGUAAAUACCAAAAUCAUUCACUGCUGUUUAAAUACAGUUAUCAUUACUAAUCACUGCCAUGAUUCGAAAGCAUUAUUUAGGUACUGAAUCAGAAAAUCAAUGCUGAUUAACCCCUUAAAUGACCAGGAGGCUAGUCCAAAGUUUUACUAUAAAUUUCCAUAACUUAAGAAUAACUCAGACAGAUUGCAUUGUAGUCCAGGUAGUUACAUAAUAAUAAUUAUUAUGUGCCAAGCCUGGAGUUUUAAGGGGUUAAAUACUGCUAGUCCCAGCACUACACAAUUUAGUGCUAAUAAAUACUCUCCAGUAAACUGCACAUUUAUCUGUGUGGCUAACAGUCAUCAUCAGUAGAGGCCAUUAAAAGGAAAUUUCACUGAUCUUUUCACAAUUACUGCAUAAUUUAGUGGUUGAGAUGCAAACAGAGUGGUUUGAUGUGAGAAGCUUAGUUCUAGAGAAAUUCACCAUUAUAAAAUCAUAAAACAAUCUCACCAAGCAGGGUAUUCAUAACCAUUUCAUGUAACAACUUCAUGUGAGGUAGCUUUUAGAGACAUUAAAUGCUUCAGAUAUCUGGUUUCCUAUCACGUUCACGGGGAGCAAUUCUGACUGGGUACAUUCCUCUAGAGCAGAGCAUUUCACAUCCAGCCAUUCUGAAUGACUGUUUACAUAUUAUCCAUUUAAUUAUGCAAAAAUUUUGAUUGUGGAAGCCUAACACCUUUUGGUCAUCUCAUUUUAUCUAUCAAUCAUAGAACUGUGCAUUUUUAAAGUAAUAAUUUAUUGUAUUUGGAUGAAAAGAUAUGAUUAUUCUUUUUUCAGGAUGCCUCUGUCACUCAAAAGAUUUCCUUAAAGAGCCCAUUCUCAUGUAUUUGUGAAUAUGUAUUGCUAAAUGCAUUCCAGUAUGAUACAGUGAACCCUGAUGUCCUUAAUGAAGUGAGAAAAAUUAUAAAAAAAAAAAGUAUUGAUAUAUUAUUGGAGAGCAAUCAUUCAGCUUACAUAAUUAUGUUAAGGACAAUAUUAAAAUGAAAUAAAAUCACUUGAAAGCCUUUAUGGAUUAGGUUUGUUUGCAUUGCAAUGCCUGGCUUCCAUCAAACAAGUUGCACUUUAACCAGAGAUUUUUUAGCUCUG